AUGGAUUCAUCGACUCCGAACCGCAUGACCACACGUGGAAUCGUAAGAAAUUACGCCGAGCUGGGUGGUGAAAGCUCUAGAAACAACAGCACUGAAGUGGAUAACAACGAUGGGGUGUUUCGUGUGCCGACAACACCAUUUCGAGGAAGGAAACGAAAAGUGCCACUUGAUGGACUUGGCGAAGGAGGAGAAAUUCCCAAAAGAGGAAGACCCAGAGGUGGAAUCUCGACCCGCGGCGGACGUGGUGGCGCACGAAGGAGUGGAGGGAAAUUGACCGAAGAUGGAGGUUUAUUGGGAGCUGUGAAACAUGGUGGCGAUUUUAAGAAAGUGGUUGAAGAAUGGAUUAACAAUUAUGAGGCGAAUCCAGAUGAUGCCCUCACCGAAUUGCUCCAAUUUUUCCUUUCCUCUUCUGGAUGUCGUGGAAAGCUUACUGGAGAUAUGUUGCUGAAAUUGGAAUAUUCGGAAAUCGUUCGACACAUGACUGAAGAAUUUGAUGAAGAAUCGGGUGAUUAUCCAAUGGUCAUGACUGGAGCACAAUGGAAACGUUUUCGAGGAAAUUUCUCACAAAUGAUUAUGACGCUUGUUGCUGAAUGCAAGCAUUCGAUUAUUUUCAACAAUCAAAUGAUGGAUUCUGUUAUUCAACUACUCACAACACUGGCUGACAGUCAAGUACGAGCCUUUCGCCAUACCGCUACGUUUGCAGCCAUGACACUUUCAUCUGCUUUGGUUGAUGUGACUUUGGAGCUUGUUGAGAAUAAAGCCAAGAAUGAACGACAAAUUGAGGCUGAACAGGCCAAGCUUAAAGCAAUGGGUGGAUCGGGAAACAACGACAAAUUGGAUGUUUUGAUUGCUAGAAAGACAGAGCUCAAAGAGCAUGCACAAGAUGUCAGCGACAUGCUUCAAUACAUUUUCAAGAGUGUCUUUGUUCACCGCUAUCGAGAUUGCUUGCCUGAUAUUCGUUCCAUUUGCAUUAACGAAUUGGGAAAAUGGAUGAUUGUAUACCCGGAACACUUUUUGGACGACAGUUACCUCAAAUAUAUCGGAUGGAGUUUGCAUGACAAGAUGCCCGAAGUUCGUUUCAAAUGCUUAGAAGCGUUGCUUCCCCUUUACAAUCGCCAGGAAAUCGUCGGCAAACUAGAGCUUUUCUCGAACAAAUUCAAAGAACGCUUGGUGAGCAUGGUGAUGGAUAAACAUCUUGAUACAGCUGUGAAAGCAUGCGAACUUAUGAGUGCUAUAUAUAGAGCUUUUCCAACUCUUCUGACAAAGGACGAUUGCGUUCCAAUCUACGAGCUGGUCUACACAAAUUAUCGUCCUCUGGCUGUUGCUGCCGGAGAGUUUCUCAAUGUCAAAGUGUUUCCCAAUGCCGCACCAGCUGGUUCAGACCCAAAGACCAGUCAAAACAAAGAGUUGCUCCUGGAUCUCAUCCGGUUUUUCAUUGAAGGAGAAUGCCACGAACAUGGUGCUUAUCUCGUUGACGCUUUAAUCGACUCAAAUGAGAUUGUGAAAGACUGGGGAUCUUAUAUUGAACUUUUGAAAAACGAUGAAGCGGCUCAAUGCGAUGCGCAAAUCAUUGAAAUCAUGUGUUGUUCAAUCAAGCAAGCAGCAACCGGAGACCACCCAGUUGGAAGAGCAAUGGCAAAACGUGGUCCUCAAGCUGCUAAUAGUCGUGAAGCUCGCCAACUAGCCGAUGAGAGAACCAAAAUCAGCGAGGUUUUUAUUCCUCAACUUCCACUUCUUCUUCAAACGUACAUUGCUGAUCGUGAAAAAGUGUGCAAUUUAGUGGUUUUACCACUAUACUUUCAACUUGAGAUGUAUGUUGCAGGACAAUUAACACAGCAUGCUGCUGAACUCAUGAAAGCUUUGGAAAAUGUCGUUGAACGUCAUCCAGAUCGCGACGUGCUUGCGCAGGUAGCUGAAGUUAUUAAUCAUCUUUCUUCAUACAGUGGAACUGCUCAAGUCACAGAAACUGCAAGAAUAAAGCUGGUUGACGGUGUAGCGUUGCAAGUUGGCUUACAAGUUGAUCGAUUGGAAAAAGACGAGGUUAUCGACGAGGAUGACGAAGCUGCAAUGAAGAGCGCCUUUCGGAAGCUUGUUGGUUUCGCCAGCCACAUUGACACAGGAAAGAAAGAUGUCUUUGAUAGAUGCAUUCAGGUCACAACUUGGGAGGAAGGGCGUGCUCCAUCAGAAGUCGUUCAACUGUGCGUCCAAUAUAUGUGUCUAGUCUUGAAUUGGGAUCUUCAGCGAAUCAUUCACGAUAUUGAGCCCAAUCGAAAUGAUGCUUUGAAAAAAUUGAGCAAACGGGUGGCCAACUUUUUCACCUGUUGUGAACAAAUUAUGAUGGAGCAUGUCAGUGGCUUAGAGACGACGUACUUGGCUAUGUGUGACGCACUUCUAAUCUUCAAUGAACAUUUAGCCGAGCGAAAUGAUAACUGGAAAGGACUUGUUUUCAAAAUGGAUCAAAAACUUCUCCGCCGAUUGAAAACCUAUGUUGUAGAUAAUGUUUUCUCCCAAGCAUCCACUCAAUUUGAUCAACAAGAGCAGCUUGAAAUGAUGAUGAAACGUAGAAGACUAUUGGCAAAUUAUGGCAAACUCGUGAUCUACGGAGUGCUUCCCAUUGGUGAAGCGGCAGAAAUCUUUGAGCAAUAUGUGAAAUACUAUCAAGAUUUUGGAGACAUUAUGAAAAUGAUCAUUUCAAAGUGUCGUGAUGCCGAAAUGUUGAGCACUGCUAGUGCCGUUGGAAAGGCCUUGCAAAUGGCUUACGAAAGAUUACGGUCAACCUCUAAAACACCACACGUUGACCCGUUGUCUGAAGAUUUUGCUCAGCUUCACGAAUUGGCUCGUCGAUUGUCUUCAAUCUUUGGAAAUGACCAUUUACGAAACCGUGAAUCAAUUGCCAAGAUUCAUAGAGAUGGUAUCAUUUUUGCUCUUGAGAUCUCUGGUGGUCGAGCGUCAAAGAAUCCCACAAAUGUCAGUUUUCUUGAGGUCAUUCAAGAAUUUUCACAAAAAUUGCUUCGACAAGACAAGGAAUGCAUCCGUCGUUAUUUGGAGAAACACGCUCUAGCGAUGGGCCGUAUUCCAACGGAAAGCCCACUUUGGUCAAGCUAUGCGCUUUAUAAGGAUAGUCUUAAGGAGAGAAACCCUGAUGAUGUCUCAUCAGUUCGUUCAUUUUCAACGUCGAUCGCUUCAUCCAAAGCUCCAUCAGUGACUCCAACAAAAAGGGGACGUUCUUCGAGAAAUCGAAUGGAGGAA
Messenger RNA from Mesorhabditis belari, 3249 nucleotides. The record is from the annotation of a GenBank genome assembly. NCBI's taxonomy places the organism in Eukaryota, Metazoa, Nematoda, Chromadorea, Rhabditida, Rhabditidae.